CUCUCUCUCUCUCUUUCUAUAAUUCUAUCUCCUGUGCAAACACAAAACACAGAACCAUAAUAUAUAUAUAUUAAGAUGUCAGCACUUAUGUGCAUUGGAGCAUUAAUUUUUGUAAUCAUUACACAUUGGAUUUACCGAUGGAGGAAUCCCAGAUGCAAAGGGAAGCUCCCACCGGGUUCAAUGGGGUGGCCGCUCCUUGGAGAGACUCUUCAGUUCUUUGCACCCAAUAGCACAUCUGAUAUUCCUCCCUUUGUUAAGGAGAGAAUGAAGAGAUAUGGACCAAUAUUCAGAACAAGUUUGGUAGGGCGGCCGGUGAUUGUAUCUACAGACCCUGAGCUUAACUACUUCAUCUUCCAACAAGAGGGGCAGUUGUUCCAAAGCUGGUAUCCAGAUACAUUCACUGAGAUCUUUGGGAGGCAAAAUGUAGGUUCUUUGCAUGGUUUUAUGUACAAGUACCUUAAAAACAUGGUGCUAAACCUGUUUGGUCCUGAGAGCCUGAAAAAAAUGCUGCCAGAAGUUGAAGAGGCAGCAAAUAGAAAUUUGAGAAGGUGGUCAAACCAGACAACUGUGGAAAUGAAGGAAUCCACUGCUACGAUGAUAUUUGAUUUAACUGCUAAAAAGUUGAUCAGCUAUGAUUCUGAGAAUUCCUCAGAGAAUCUACGGGAAAGUUUUGUGGCUUUUAUACAGGGAUUAAUCUCCUUUCCUCUUGACAUCCCAGGAACAGCCUAUCACAACUGUUUACAGGGAAGAAAAAAGGCAAUGAAGUUGUUGAAGGAGAAGAUAGAGGAAAGGCGAGCAAACCCAAGGAAGAACCAAACUGAUUUCUUUGAUUUUGUCCUAGAGGAACUCAAAAGAAAGGAUACAAUUCUUACUGAGGGAAUUGCUCUAGAUUUGAUGUUUGUGCUGCUUUUCGCUAGCUUUGAGACAACCUCCCUAGCUUUAACUUUAGCCAUCAAAUUUCUCAGUGACCAUCCUUUGGUAUUGGAAAAACUAACAGAAGAGCACGAGGCAAUAAUUAAAAACAGAGAAAAUCCCAAUUCUGGACUGACAUGGCAAGAAUACAAAUCAAUGACAUUUACAUUUCAGUUUAUCCAUGAAACAGUCAGGCUGGCAAACAUUGUUCCUGGGAUUUUCAGAAAAUCUUUACGAGAUAUCAAUUUUAAAGGGUAUACCAUUCCUGCUGGUUGGGCAGUUAUGGUUUGUCCUCCAGCUGUACACCUGAACCCCACCAGAUACAAAGAUCCACUUGAAUUCAAUCCUUGGAGAUGGGAGGGAGUAGAAAUAAAUGGAGCAACAAGAAACUUCAUGGCUUUUGGAGGUGGAAUGCGAUUUUGUGUUGGAACAGAUUUCACUAAGGUACAGAUGGCAGUCUUUCUCCACUGUUUGGUGACCAAAUACAAGUGGAUACCAAUCAAAGGAGGAGACAUUCUAAGGACUCCUGGUUUGCAAUUCCCAAACGGAUUUCAUAUUCAGAUAUCUGAAAAGCAUGAGAUAGGACAGCAAACAGCAUCAUGAAGCAACAUCAAGACAACAGACUGUCAGACUGGCAAGUCACACGCGAGAGGCUAAAGAAAUACCAGGGAAAUUAUCAUUGUGCAAGAAUACUUGUUAAUAGUUGACAGUUGGUUGCAACACAACUGGUAGCCA
Molecule: messenger RNA, 1647 nt
Organism: Ipomoea nil (Japanese morning glory)
Lineage: Eukaryota; Viridiplantae; Streptophyta; Magnoliopsida; Solanales; Convolvulaceae
Product: cytochrome P450 87A3
Exons: 9
Coding region: 76-1515 (479 amino acids)
Biological process (GO): sterol metabolic process
Molecular function (GO): oxidoreductase activity, acting on paired donors, with incorporation or reduction of molecular oxygen; heme binding; iron ion binding
Source: RefSeq, a predicted model, not a curated record